UCAUCCUUUCGUACGACCUGAAAUUUUUGCUUCAUCCCAGUAGUUUAAAAAUGGAUGUCCCAACUCUAAUGCACAACCUAAGGGAAGAGGUAACCUGUUCUGUUUGUAUUCACUUGUUUAAGGAACCAAAGCAGCUGCCAUGUUUACACAUUUUCUGUCUUGAAUGUCUGAAUCGCUUGGCAAGGACGAACGCUCGCCAAGGCAAGAUUAAAUGUCCUAUCUGCCAGAUUGAAGUCGCUGUACCCAAUUGUGGCACAAUGGAAACUCUGCCUGAGUGUUUCUACUUGAAAAAUCUGCUGGAUAUUCUGGCCAUCAAAGAGUGCAACACAUCAAAGGUGACAUGUGGAAACUGCGACAUAAAAGGAAACGAAGCAUCUUAUUGUUUUCAUUGUAGUAAGUUCUGGUGCAAGGAAUGUUUGAUCGGACAUAACAUUUUAAAGGAACACAAAGAGCAUCGUGUGCUAUCCCUCAAAGAUUUUCAAGAUGAGGACUUUGAAGAUGUCAUUAGACGACCAGCAUUUUGUUCCAAAGAUUUCCACGAGAGAAAAGUGCUGAAGUUUUAUUGUAAAGUUUGCCAAGUUCCCGUUUGCAAAAAUUGUUUGGCUUUGGAACACUGCAAACAUGAUGUGGAGCCACUGGAAAAAGUUUUAACUUCUGUUAAGAACAGUAUUACGUCCAAGCUUGAAGAUGCUAAGAAAUUAUCCGAUACAAUUGCAAAACUCGUUCGUGAACGUGAGGAACAGAGUCAUCUUCUCGAAAUUCACUCCCAAAUUAUCAAACUACAGGUACAAGAAACGGUCAAAAAUCUUAUCCAGACUCUGCAAGAACAAGAGCGAGGAUUAGUAACCGACGUAGAAAAUCAAACUAAGGAAGCACAAGAAAAACUAAUGAAAGAAAAAGGAAAACUUCAAGAUCACCUGACGAGGACCGAAGAGAUCGUUUCACAAGUAACUCGCCUUCUCAAACGGAGCACUGGAGCAGAAAUUGUCAGGACAAAAAAAUCCGUAGAAGAAAUAUUUCAAGGGCACAAAAUUCACGAGAGACUUCAUGAAGAGAAACUCGGUCGCUUAGAUGAAACUGCAACUGACACAGAUCAAUGUUCAAUACAAUUAUCUGAAGAAGCAACUGCGGGGUUAGAAUCCAAGUUCAAAGUUAUCACGCGUAACUCUAUGAAACAACAGUACUAUUGCCCAGGGGACUAUAUCACUGCAGAAAUCAAGUCAGCUCAGAGUGGAAAAACCGCUGCAGAUGUGAGGAUCGUUGACGAAAAUAAUGGCAGCUACGCAAUUUCCUUUAUUCCAGGUGAAGCUGGACAGCAUCUAGCAACUGUUAUGGUAAAUGGUGAAAAGCUGAAGGAGCUUCCACUAAUUGACGUAGGAGAACGAACCUUCAAGAGCAUUGGAUUUAUAGAACAAAAACAUUUUGGUCAGCCGUGGGGAGUGACUGUUAACAAUUUAGAUGAGAUUUUUGUUACUGAUGUAGAAAAUAACACAAUUUUAGUCUUUAAUGAAGAUGGACAGUGUAUUAGGACCUUUGGACAGAAUCAGGUCAAUCAGCCCACAGGGAUAAGUGUAGACAAUGAAGGUAAGAUUUAUGUGGCUAACAGAGGCAGUAACAAAAUAUCAUGUUUUCAUCAAAAUGGUGAAUUAAUUUCAACUGCAACUGAAGACAGCUUACUAAGAUAUCCUCGGGGAAUUUGCCUUGAUUCAACGGGCAAUCUCGUUGUUUGUGAUACCGGGAAUAAGUGUGUCAAGUUUUUUUCUCCUGGUGGUAACAUUCUUAGGACAGUAGGAAAGGGCCGGUUACAAUGGCCACUUGACUGCCUGUGCUAUGACCUCAAAAUCUUUGUAUCCGAUCGAGAUGCUCACCUCGUAAAGGUUUACAGUGAAAAGGGGCACUUUUUAUACGAAUUCGGCAAAUAUGGUACAAGGCAUGGAGAAUUUAAUCACCCAACUGGACUGGCAGUGGACAAAACAGGUCACCUUUUAGUCUGUUGUGAAUAUCGUGAUGACGUGCAAAUAUUUACGCUGGGUGGAAAAUUUGCGGGCAAGUUUGCCAGAGAGGAAAUGGACCCAAGACAAAUUAAACGGCCUGCUUUAUUAACAGUGUUAAAGAGUGGUCGCAUAAUUGUUUGCGAGUUCGAAAGUCGUCGUUUGCAAAUUUAUGCGUAACUUUUGUGUUCGAAAAAAUCAUUUUAAUU
Pocillopora damicornis (cauliflower coral) is the source of this 2200-nucleotide messenger RNA. RefSeq names its product E3 ubiquitin-protein ligase TRIM71-like. NCBI's taxonomy places the organism in Eukaryota, Metazoa, Cnidaria, Anthozoa, Scleractinia, Pocilloporidae. The record is from RefSeq and is a predicted model, not a curated record.